This is a messenger RNA of Scomber japonicus (chub mackerel), 768 nucleotides long. RefSeq lists its product as uncharacterized. The record is from RefSeq and is a predicted model, not a curated record. The transcript has a single exon. Lineage: Eukaryota; Metazoa; Chordata; Actinopteri; Scombriformes; Scombridae. Bases 1 to 768 code for a protein of 255 amino acids.
AUGAAAGAACAACCACAGAGCAGGAGAGGAAUGUUGUCUGUAAUAAGCUCGGUUUAUGAUCCUCUGGGCUUUCUCGCCCCAGUAACCCUCCCAGCCAAAGUCAUGUUGCAGGAGCUCUGUCGGAGACAUUGUGGAUGGGAUGAUGACAUACCUGUGGAAAUUGGCCGGCAGUGGAAAAGGUGGCUGGAAGAUUUAAAAGGGUUAACAGCAUUCCAAGUUGAGCGAUGCAUUAAGCCCAAAGACUUUGGACAGCCCAUAAAGGCACAGCUGCACAAUUUCUCUGAUGCCAGUCAAGAUGGGUUUGGUACGGUUACUUACCUCAGGAUUGAAAACAGCGAGGGGGUCCAUGUUUCUUUCCUGCUGGGUAAGGCAAGAGUUACCCCUUUAAAACCUGUAACCAUUCCUCGUUUGGAGCUUGCGGCUGCAGUUCUCGCUGUGCGGGUAGAUCGGAUGUUGAGAGCUGAAUUGGAGCUGCCACUGGAUCAAUCAACCUUUUGGACAGACAGCACUGCAGUGCUCAAAUACAUCAAGAAUGAGGACAAGCGUUUCCACAUAUUUGUGGCAAAUAGAGUAAUCACCAUUAGAGAUGCAACUCAAGUCUCUCAGUGGAGGUAUGUUAAUACCAACGACAACCCUGCUGACUUUGCCUCCAGAGGUAUGAAGGUUGGAGAUCUGUUGAAUGGAGGUGGCUGGAUUGGGCCCGAAGUUUCUCCUUGGCCCAGAAAAGGAUUGGCCUGUAGACAUCACAGAGGUCGCAAUUGCAGAUGA